AUGAUCUCUAAUUUCAAUGCUUCAAAGUAUAAAAUUGUUCAACUGUUGAUUAUAUGUCUUAGUCAUUUAAUUUUGAAGAAGGAGUUUGUUCAUCAUGAAGACGUUCCUUUAUCUGCUUUGGUAUUGGCUUACUCCAUGGCUACUUACAAUAAAUCAUUGCAUGUGAUGAGUUUUGAUAUCGAAGGUCAAAAGAUGGCAAUUUCAAAAGGGAACUUUUACAAAUUUUUAGGUUUUAUUGUUGGUGAAGCAUACUCAAAUCCUAAAUUAGUUUCGUCGGCUAAUAUGCUCCGGGAUGAAGAAGAGGGAAAUAAUUCAUAUGAAGUCUUUGUUGAACCUGUUCUAGCCUCAAACCUCAUUGUGCGUGUUACUACUCCGAAUAUGGAUGAUGCUUUGAAUAAGGUCAAGGAUCUUAAAACUUUGAUUAUUUCUGAUAACACAACUCACAAUCAAAAGUUCAUUGAUGUGGUUAAUAAUUUUGUUACAAAUUAUGAUACUGAAUCCAAACUAGAUGAUAUCAUUGUGAGCAAGGAUGCAAAGUUUACUUCGCUUAAGAAGGAGUUGAUGAUAGUACAGAACGAACUUGUUAAGAAAGAUUAUGAACAGCUACUUGUCAAGGGCAGAAAUUUUGAAAUUAAUCAAAGGAUUUUCAAGAUAACUGAGCAGAAGGAUUCUCCUUAUGUUGAUUAUAUUUUAAAGCUUUUAGGUGCGAAGCUUCAACCCUUAUACUCCAAAUUAUCAGUUACUAAAGGUGUUCCGAGUAGUGGUGCUACUUCGCAAUAG
Lactuca saligna is the source of this 780-nucleotide messenger RNA. The record is from the annotation of a GenBank genome assembly. Lineage: Eukaryota; Viridiplantae; Streptophyta; Magnoliopsida; Asterales; Asteraceae.